Messenger RNA from Penaeus indicus, 3148 nucleotides. RefSeq names its product hemicentin-2-like. Gene Ontology annotation, molecular function: protein binding. The coding region runs from base 1244 to 3148 and encodes 634 amino acids. The transcript is spliced from 13 exons. The record is from RefSeq and is a predicted model, not a curated record. NCBI's taxonomy places the organism in Eukaryota, Metazoa, Arthropoda, Malacostraca, Decapoda, Penaeidae.
CGAGGCAGCAUGUGCAGCCUCGUGGCACCGGCGCCCCAGCACACGGCAUGAGUCAGUGUGAGCGCGCCCGCGUUCGGGAGGCGACGCAGGAGGAGGAGGCGAGGGUGGAGGAGGCGAAGGCGGCGACGGAGGAGUUUUGCGUCACGCCCGUUUGCCCGCCCGCCCACGAGACCUCACCUCUCUCGGAGAAGGCGAGGGCGGCCGUUGUUUCUCCCGUUGGUUGUUAGCGCCGUUUGUUUUUUUUCCGUUGGCGUUGAAUGUGUGUUAAUGUAAAGCCGAGGCGUUGUUCGCGUGGAGAGAUAAUUAAGGAAAAUAGAGAAAGAGAAAGAGAGAUAGAAAGAGAGAAUCAGAGAGGGAAGGGAAUAUAGUCGCUUUCUUGACGCUGAUUUAUAUUCUAUCGUUUGAUGAUCGGGGAGAAAAAAAAAGUUAUAGAGUUAGAAAAUGCUUGUGUCGUAGAUUAAGGAAGGAAAAAAACAAACAAAAACAAACAAACAAACCAAUCUAACGGUGGUAAUGACUAGCGAAUCAACUUUUGUUUUUUAAGAAACGUAACAUAAAAUAACUCAUAAAUAGAUUUCUUUUACGUUUUACGGAAACAAAAAGCGAGCAACAGUUUACCCCAAACUCACUCGAAAAACGUCAAUGCAAAAAAUACCUCCUCUACUGUGUAUGUGUUUUUUUUUUUAAUCUAUUCUGGAUGAAAUAAAAACAAAAAACAAUCUCACUUAACACUUGGACAAAAGUUUGAAAAAAAAAUGUGGAAAUUCAAACACUGGCGUAGUUCUUGCAUGCUGUAGUGUAAAUAUUAGUAUUCAGUAGGAUGAGAAUAAUCUUAAGUAAAAAAUAAAGGAAUAUAAGAAAGAUAAGGAAAUAAAUGUAAAUAAAAAAGAAUACUGAUAAAGUUAUAAUAAAGUUUACCUAACCAGACAAUAAAAAAAGAAACAAAACUAACCAAACAGAAAAAAAAGACAAACAAGAAAGAGGAAAGAAAAAGAAAAAAAAAACAACAACGCCGAAACACGAGAGAAACAAACAAACAACCUAAAGCUAUCACAUUCUCUCUCAAAAGCAAAAGAAAAGAAAAGAAAAGAAAAACACGAAACGAAAAGAAAAAAAACGAAACGAAAAGAAAGAAAGAAAAAAAAAACGAAAAGAAAAGAAAAGAAAAGAAACGAAAAAUAAAAUUACGGUAAAUCUAAAGAUCUUUCACAAGUGUUCGACCAGCAAGGGACCGACCACCAGCAUGGCUCCAUCAACCGGUGUUUCUGCUUCCUCGUUUCUCUUCAUUGCUCUUCUUCACCUCAUCCGCAGCCAGGACGAUGACGUGUGGUCGGUGACGGGGGUGUCAGGACGCUCAAGUGACCUGCCUUGUUACUUCACGCCUCGUAUACCUGGCGACCGCCCAAAACUCAUACUCUGGUACAAGGAAUCUAUGAAAAGUCCUCUCUUUAGCCACGACAACACCAGGGCGCCCGAAGAGCAGACGGAGCAACACCAAGAGGGGGGCGGGGUACUGACCGUCACCUUAGGCUCGGCAACACUCACCUACCAGAACGUGACGCCCCAACACGCCGGCAUGUAUGAGUGCAGAGUGGAUUUCUACCAGUCUCCCGCCCACACCAACCUGGUGAAUUUCUCCGUUGUGGAGUUGCCCACCAGCGUGCAGAUCAUCGACAGGCAGACAGGCCACCCAAGAAACGGCAUUCUGGGGCCCUAUUACCCUGGCCAGAAUAUAAUGCUGACAUGCAUAUCCCUGAAUGGUUCCCCCUUACCCAACAUCACGUGGUGGAAGGACAACAGAGUCAUCAGUAACGUGUGGGAAGUCACGGGCCCGGCGAAGGUGCAAAGUGACCUGACCAUUGACAACGUGACCCGAGAAUGGCAUAACCAGACCUUGAGUUGUACGGCGACCAACACCCAUCUUGCUAUUCCUGUGUCUGUGACUGUCCUCAUUCAGAUGUAUUUGUUACCCUUGAGUGUCGUGAUCAGCACCCCAGGAGCCGCCAGAGAAGGUCAGCAGACGAGACUCACGUGCACGGUUCACGGUUCACGCCCCCCGCCCAUCAUCACGUGGACCUUGAGGGGCAUCACCAAGAGGGCGGAGCUUAAGGAGAAGAACCACGGCCUCGUCUCCAUAUCCGAACUGCUCGUCAACGUGACUCGAGCGGACGACACAACGCGGGUGAAAUGCACGGCAGAGAACCCCGCUGUGCCUGGCUCCGUCCUCAGCAACUAUACCACUCUCACCGUGCACUAUCCUCCUUCAGUAACAGCAUCCUUAGGGCGGUCUUUGAAACCCGAUCUACUGAAAGAAGGAGAUGACGUCUAUUUCACGUGCAGUGUAGCGGCGAACCCCCCAGCCUCCACUAUCACUUGGUAUCAUGAGGGGACGGUGCAGGUGCAAAACGUGUCUCAGGGGGUGAUCGUGUCCGGGGAGAGCCUGGUACUGCAGAAAGUGAGGCGAGACAAGGCAGGGAAGUAUAAGUGCGGAGCCUCCAACGCCCUGGCCACCGUCACCAGCGCCCCCGUCCACCUCAAGAUUCGGUACAAACCCGAGUGCCAGACGUCGCCGACCACCUACUUCAUCUACGACAAGCCCAUCAACGUGACGUGCACAGUGUCGGCCCAUCCUCCCGUCCAGACCAUCACGUGGCAGUGGAAUAGCAGUGAGGAGGUCGUCGCUAUUCAGCAGGUGAGAGCAGGACGCCUCGAGCAGAUCACGGCCCAGCUGACCGUGCAUCCCGUGGAAAGCAAAGAGGACCGAAUUCUCUCCUGCUGGGCGGUGAACGUCAUGGGGAAGCAAGAGCACGCGUGUGGCUUCUCGAUCAAGGUUGCAGAAAUGCCGCUGCCCCUGUCUUCCUGCCGCCUGGCCAACAUCACUGCCUCAUCACUUAGCCUCACUUGCCAGCGCCCUCAUGUCACCACAACGGGCACCACACUCUACAGGGCUGAGGUCUACUUCGAAAACCGGACGCUCUUCGCCAACGUGACGUCCAAUCGCCCGAGUUUCAACGUGAGCCGACUGGACGCAGGGACGAGCUACCAGAUUAAAGUCUACGUCACUCAUGGCCCCGUGACAUCCCCGCCUGUGGUAGUGUCUGCCUAUACGUCUAGGUCAUCGAGGACGCCAGCUAAUUCGUCGCCAUAA